This is a messenger RNA of Microcebus murinus (gray mouse lemur), 1866 nucleotides long. Its product is annotated as UDP-glucuronosyltransferase 2B17-like. NCBI's taxonomy places the organism in Eukaryota, Metazoa, Chordata, Mammalia, Primates, Cheirogaleidae. Gene Ontology annotation, molecular function: glucuronosyltransferase activity. The record is from RefSeq and is a predicted model, not a curated record.
AGGGCAGAAGAGAACAACAAUUGCACUGCAGCACGAUGACUCUGCAGUGGACUUCAGUUCUUCUGCUGAUGCAACUGAGUGUUUACUUUAGCUCUGGGACUUGCGGGAAGGUGCUGGUGUGGCCCACAGAAUACAGCCACUGGAUGAACAUGAAGACAAUCCUGGAUGAACUUGUCCAGAGAGGUCAUGAGGUGACUGUACUGGCAUCUUCAGCGUCCAUUGUUAUCGAUCCCAGCAAAACAUCUGCUAUUAAAUUUGAAGUUUAUCCUACAUCUUUAAGUAAAGAGGAAUUUGAUGGGCUUUUCAUGCAUCUGUUCCAUAGAGCAAUAUAUGAUGCUCCAAAGGACACAUUUUGGUCACAUGUUUCAGAAAUAGAAGAAAUGGUGUUUGGAUAUACUGAAAUUAUGAGAAAGCUCUGUAAAGAUGCAGUUUUAAACAAGAAACUUAUGACAAAGCUACAAGAGUCAAAGUUUGAUGUCAUUCUUGCAGAUGCUGUUGGUUUCUGUGCUGACCUGCUGGCUGAGAUACUCAAAACACCCCUUGUGUAUAGUGUCCGCUUCUCUGCUGGCUACACAUUUGAGAAGCAUAGUGGGGGACUUCUAUUCCCUCCUUCCUACGUACCUGUAGUUAUGUCAGAAUUCAGUGAUCAAAUGACAUUCAUGGAGAGGGUAAAAAAUAUGAUAUAUGUGCUCUAUUAUGACUUUUGGUUCCAAGCAUAUGAUGUGAAGAAGUGGAAGCAAUUUUAUCUUGAAGUACUAGGCAGACCCGCUACAUUGUAUGAGACAAUGAAGAAAGCUGAUAUGUGGCUUGUUCGAACCUAUUGGGAUUUUGAAUUUCCUCGCCCACUCUUACCAAAUUUUGAUUUUGUGGGAGGACUCCAUUGCAAACCUGCCAAACCCCUGCCUAAGGAGAUGGAAGACUUUGUCCAGAGCUCUGGAGAAAAUGGUGUUGUGGUGUUUUCUCUGGGGUCGAUGAUCCGUAACAUGACAGAAGAAAGGGCCAAUGUGAUCGCUGCAGCCCUUGCCCAGAUCCCACAAAAGGUUCUAUGGAGAUUUGAUGGCAAGAAACCAGACACCUUAGGACCCAAUACCCAGCUAUACAAGUGGUUGCCCCAGAAUGACCUUCUUGGUCAUCCAAAAACCAAGGCUUUCAUAACUCAUGGUGGAGCCAAUGGCAUCUAUGAGGCCAUCUACCAUGGGGUCCCCAUGGUGGGCAUCCCUUUGUUUGCGGAUCAACCAGACAACAUUGCUCACAUGAAAGCCAAGGGAGCAGCUGUUAGAGUGGACUUCAACACAAUGUCAAGUACAGAUUUGCUCAGUGCUUUGAAGACAGUCAUUAAUGACCCUUUAUAUAAAAAGAAUAUUAUGAAAUUAUCAAGAAUUCAUCAUGAUCAGCCGAUGAAACCUCUCGAUCGAGCAGUCUUCUGGGUCGAGUUUGUCAUGCGCCACAAAGGAGCCAAACACCUUCGGGUUGCAGCCCACGACCUCACCUGGUUCCAGUACCACUCUCUGGAUGUGCUUGGGUUCCUGUUGGCCUGUGUGGCCACUGCUAUAUUCGUCAUCACAAAAUGUUGCCUGUUUUUCUUCCGGAUGUUUGCUACAGCAGGAAAGAAGAAAAAAAGGGAGUAAUUAGAUCUAGGCCUGAAUCCUCAAUACCUGAUAAUGAUAGAUAGGACUCAUCCAGUUGAUUCCAGCAAGAAGGGGUUGUGGUAUAAGAUUUUUUUGCUCCUGUGACAACAGGACAAACAAUUUACUUUGUCAAUUCAAUCUGUGUUUACAAAGGAUUUACUGCCUUUUUAAGGAUAGAAAUAUUUUAUGGCAAAGAGAAUAGAAAAAGUGAGGAAUAAUAAAAAUGCAAAGAACUACA